This is a messenger RNA of Coccinella septempunctata (seven-spotted ladybird), 3724 nucleotides long. It is a transcript of the gene Su(H), whose product is annotated as suppressor of hairless protein. The coding region runs from base 449 to 1951 and encodes 500 amino acids. The record is from RefSeq and is a predicted model, not a curated record. The transcript is spliced from 3 exons. NCBI's taxonomy places the organism in Eukaryota, Metazoa, Arthropoda, Insecta, Coleoptera, Coccinellidae. Gene Ontology annotation, molecular function: DNA-binding transcription activator activity, RNA polymerase II-specific; RNA polymerase II cis-regulatory region sequence-specific DNA binding. Gene Ontology annotation, cellular component: nucleus. Gene Ontology annotation, biological process: regulation of transcription by RNA polymerase II.
AAGAUCAGUUGAUUAAACAACGAAGCGCUCGUAAACAUUCACAAACCACACGUUUCAAAAGUCUCAAGAUUCGUGCCUGAUAGCAAUAAUAUCUGAACGAUAUGUGAAACGCAUCGAAAAAGAUAGUUUCAGAAUGGAAUUACGCGAGUUUGGGAAGUGGUGGGGUUGGCUGAACUGUCGGAAAAUCGAGUUCGAAAACAGGUGUUUGAAGAUAAACUGGAAUGAGGUAUCGGUUGUUGUAGGCAACCGGCUUGGAGGUUCUCACGUACGACGGUAGUCCUUCUCAGAUUUGAGCUGAUAGAAAAGAGAUCGCGAUUUUCCGAAAUCGCCACAGCUGAUUUGCUUCUUUAUACCUUGUGUCUUGUUCCAGUAACAGUGAAUUCAACAUGUGUUCUCUUUGAGAUGAGAUUAGUGGCGACCGUUGUAAAUAAAUAAUCUGUGCGGUAAGAUGCCCCAUCAAUACGGGCUACCUGGAAUAGCCCAUGGACAAUCACCCCCAACACCUCCACCCCAGCAGGGGGCCAUGUACGGGGGCAGAUUUUCUGGCGCAGUGGUGCCUGGAGGCUACCGUGAAGACCGCAGGCUGACUAGGGAAGCAAUGGAAAGGUAUUUACGGGAUAGAUCAGAUAUGGUCAUCGUGAUCCUUCAUGCCAAAGUAGCCCAAAAAUCCUAUGGUAACGAGAAACGUUUCUUCUGUCCACCUCCUUGUAUAUACCUCUUCGGAGAUGGCUGGAGAUUGAGACAAGAGCAGAUGGCCAGAGAGGGUGAGUCUGAACAGGCCUCCCAGUUAUGUGCAUUCAUAGGAAUCGGUAAUUCUGACCAAGACAUGCAACAAUUGGACCUUAACAAUGGUAAACAGUAUUGUGCAGCAAAAACUUUGUAUAUAUCAGAUUCGGACAAACGAAAACAUUUUAUGCUCUCAGUGAAGAUGUUUUACGGUUCAGGACAUGAUAUUGGUGUGUUUCAUAGUAAAAGAAUCAAAGUUAUUUCUAAGCCUUCCAAGAAAAAACAGUCUCUCAAGAACGCAGAUUUGUGUAUAGCUAGUGGUACAAAAGUGGCUCUCUUCAAUCGGUUGAGGUCUCAGACUGUCAGCACAAGGUAUUUGCAUGUUGAGAAUGGACAUUUUCAUGCAAGUUCCACGCAAUGGGGUGCUUUUACAAUUCAUCUUCUGGAUGACAAUGAAUCAGAGAGUGAAGAAUUUCAAGUACGAGAUGGGUAUAUUCAUUACGGGUCCACUGUCAAAUUAGUUUGUUCAGUCACUGGAAUGGCUUUGCCUAGGUUGAUCAUAAGAAAGGUGGACAAGCAGCAGGCUCUGCUUGAAGCUGACGAUCCAGUCUCUCAACUUCAUAAAUGCGCCUUCUACAUGAAAGAUACAGAACGCAUGUACCUCUGCUUAUCUCAGGAACGCAUUAUACAAUUCCAGGCCACCCCAUGCCCCAAAGAGGCUAACAAAGAGAUGAUCAACGAUGGUGCAUGCUGGACUAUCAUUUCUACAGAUAAGGCAGAGUAUCAGUUCUACGAGGGUAUGGGACCUGUAAGGUCGCCUGUAACUCCCGUGCCGAUCGUCCAUAGCCUCCAUUUGAAUGGAGGAGGUGAUGUUGCAAUGUUAGAGUUGACGGGAGAUAAUUUUUCCCCCUCUCUUCAAGUUUGGUUUGGGGAUGUUGAAGCCGAAACUAUGUAUAGGUGUCAGGAGUCUAUGCUUUGCGUUGUUCCAGACAUUUCACAGUUCAGGGGAGAAUGGCUUUGGGUACGUCAACCAACCCAAGUUCCUGUAUCUCUGGUAAGAUCUGACGGUAUUAUUUAUGCUACGGGUUUAACCUUUACAUACACUCCCGAACCGGGACCAAGACCUCAUUAUGGCCCUGCUGACGAAGUUAUGCGAAGUGGGACCUUACAACAACAAAAUUCUGAACCCACUUGGGGUCAGCAACAUUCAACAAAUAUGCAUUAAAUAUUUGAUCAAGUUUAGGUUGUGAUUGUAGUAAAGGUUAAUUUCCGAUGACAAAUUGAUGGUCGAAAAAAAUUAUUGUUGUCUUGGUGGUAUUGAUCUUUGAAUUUUUAAGUUCUUCUUUCAUAAGCAUUUUGAUAGAAAAUAAUGAUUUUUCUAUAAUAAUAUGUACAUAUAUAGAAAUAAAUCUAUGUAAAAAAUUGUUUAAAAUGUUAUGGAAUAUACAUUUUAUUGUAUAUACAUAUUCAAUGUUCAAGGUUGAGUAGAAUGUGGGGUAUUAAAAUGAACAAUACAUUUUUCACAAAAUAAGUAGGUAUUUUCAGUUUCAUCUCUUGUUUCAGAAGAACUCAAAUUCAAAGAAAAAAUAAAUAUAUUCCCAAGAUAUAUUUAUGACAAAAAUUCCAUAUUUAUUCCGCAAUAAUUUUGUUAUGCAAAAAUUAAAAUGCAAUAUUUGGAGAUACUCUUAGUAUUAUCCUGUGAUUUAUCUUUCAGUAUUUAUUUAGAUAAAUUACUACUAAGACAACAUCAAUUUUUUUUUAUUUUUCAAUGAAAAUGAAGUAACAUAAUAUGAACUUUCAAUAAAUUCACAUUUUUCAUUUUGAUUGUUAUAUUCUUGAAUAAGUAAAAAUACAAAAUGAAAACUACCACAGAAUGCAUUUAAUAGUGUACAAUAAUGGUUACACUGACACUGUAGAUUCUUUAGACCCAAAUUUUUUAAUGUAAAAUCUUACACAAGGGAUUUUGUGGGAAUUUUCCUUUUGCAUGAUAUUUUUACUUAUCGAGAGUGAAUUUCCAUCAACCAAUAAUUUGUUCUAUACUUGAGAACACACAAAGGAUGCUCAAAUUUUUAAAUAUCUAGUAAUUAUAAUUCAAGGGACACAUGCAUGUCAAGCCACAUAUUUUUUAAAUUUGAAUACUGUUAUUAUUCUUAUUAACUAUUAUUACACUUAAUUGUUUCAUUUUGCAUUGUUCAGUACAUUCAUUUUAUAUUUGAUGAAGGAUAAUUAUGGCAUAUGUGACUUUUUCUUUCAUUUCUUUCUGUGGAUUCUGAAACAGUGUUGAAAAAAAAACAUGUUUGACCAUUCUUUGGUAUCAAUCAAGUUUUGAGAUAGACAGUUUUGGUAAUAUUUUUUUCAACAAGAACAUAAAUAUGGAAUUCUGUUUUUUUUUAAUUUGAAAGUUCAGUUAUUUGUUUCUUAUAGUGAUUCUCAGAUUUUGAAUCUGUUUCUUCGUGAUGUGAUAUUUAUUUGAUUGACUGCAAGAGACAUUAAUCAUUGAAAACAAUUUUAAUGCAAUUAGUUCCCAGACAUUUAUGUCCGUUUUUAAAUACUCCGGUACGAUCGAAUCAAAGUAAACUUUCGUAUGAUUACGAAUGAUUUUAAUCCUAAGAUGAAGUAUUUUUGUUGCCUCUCUUUUAUAUAUUUUGGUAUUUGUUGACGUUAUUUUUUUAUUCGCUAUUAUUUCCGAAGAUUUCUUAGCAUAGUUAUAUAUACCAAAGCAUUUACGUAAGGUAAUCAAUACAAUGAAUAACCUUUUGCUCAUUUAAAUCUUAAAGAAGUGAAAUCUGAUGAUUUAGAAAAUAACUAAUUAUUUCUGGAAAGUGAAUUAAUUUUUUUGAGUAAUUUUUUAAUAUUGUCAUAGAACACAUCGAAUAUUAGACUAGGAAAAAAAUUUUGUACAAAGUUUUGCAGAGAGUAUAAUUAUUAAUAUAAAUUUGAAUAUCUGUACAGUAUGCUGCAUAUUUUAUAGAAAUACAGAAUAAAAUAUUUAGUAAUA